This is a messenger RNA of Eimeria tenella, 3228 nucleotides long. RefSeq lists its product as uncharacterized. The record is from RefSeq and is a predicted model, not a curated record. NCBI's taxonomy places the organism in Eukaryota, Apicomplexa, Conoidasida, Eucoccidiorida, Eimeriidae. Gene Ontology annotation, cellular component: cytoplasm. Gene Ontology annotation, molecular function: ATP hydrolysis activity; ATP binding. The transcript is spliced from 17 exons. Gene Ontology annotation, biological process: protein refolding; cellular response to heat. Bases 1 to 3228 code for a protein of 1075 amino acids.
AUGAGCGCCGCGAAGGGGCGACUUAUGGGGCGGCCGCCGCUGCUGCUGCUGCCGACGCUGCUGCUGCUGGUUCUCUUCCAGGGGGCUGUGGGUUUGGCCCAAGACAACUCUUCUCCAUUCUUCGGCUUCAUCGGAUUCCCCGGAGGUUCCCUGCGCAGCUUUCUUUCUCGGGGCGUUCCCCGCAGCAAAUCGGUCAGCAGCAGCGAGAGCAGCAGCAGCAGCCGGCGGGAAGUGGGGGCCUCUCGCUUCACCAGCUAUGAGGGGCCCCUCGACUCUUCUCUGGAGAAGGGCAGGGGGGGCCCCGGGGCCCACGCCAGCUGGUACGGGUGCAUGUGGCAGCAAGUGGGGGCUGAGGGAGCAGCAGGGGUGGGGCCUCUCCGUGCAGGAGAUGAUGGGCUGGUCCUCGACGCCAGCGACUACACUGAAAAGGCUUGGGAGGCGAUGGGGGCCCUGGGGUCCAUAGCGGACAAGCACGAGUCGGCCUACGUGGAGGCGGAGAUGCUGUUGCUGGCUCUGCUGCAGGAUGGCCCUGAGGGUUUGGCCCACCGCGUCUUAAGCCGCGCUGGGGUUUCUGUGGAGAAGCUCACUGAGGAGGUGGAGAGACACCUAGAAAGACAGCCGCGAAUGGCGCUGGGCUUUGGCGACCAGAAGGUCCUGGGCAGGGGGCUGCAACAGGUCCUUGCCUCUGCGCAGCGUUUUAAGAGGGAGUUCAGAGAUGAGUACCUGUCUGUGGAGCACCUGCUGCUGGGUCUGGCUGCGGAGGACGCGAAGUUCCUCCGGCCAGCGCUUCAAAGGCAAGGCGUGAGUUUCAACAAAAUCAAAGAGGCGGUGGUGGAGGUGCGGGGUAAGAAGAGGGUCAAUACUAAGAACCCCGAGAUGGCUUACCAGGCCUUGGAGCGAUAUUCGAAAGAUCUGACGGCGGAGGCAAGAGCUGGCAAACUGGACCCUGUGGUGGGCAGAGACGACGAGAUACGGCGAGUGAUUCAGAUUCUUUCACGGAGAACUAAGAACAACCCCAUACUGUUAGGAGACCCUGGUGUUGGCAAGACAGCCAUUGUUGAGGGCCUCGCCCAAAGGAUCGUAUCUGGAGAUGUCCCGGACUCACUCAAAGGCAGGCGCGUGCUCGCACUGGACAUGGGCGCACUUGUUGCCGGGUCUAAGUACCGCGGUGAGUUUGAAGAGCGGCUGAAGACCGUGUUGAAGGACGUGCAGGACGCCGAGGGCGACGUCGUCCUUUUCAUUGAUGAGAUCCACACGGUUGUCGGCGCAGGGGCCUCAUCAGAAGGCGCUAUGGAUGCAGGCAAUCUUCUGAAGCCCCUCCUAGCAAGAGGAGAGCUUCGCUGCAUCGGGGCGACAACCACGCAAGAGUAUCGCCAGCAUAUUGAGAAGGACAAGGCCCUUGAGCGGCGAUUCCAGCGCGUCCUGAUAGACGAGCCUCAGGUGGAGGCGACAGUGAGCAUUCUCAGAGGCCUAAAGGAGCGCUAUGAAGUUCAUCACGGUGUCCGUAUUCUGGACUCUGCACUCGUGGAGGCAGCCAACCUCGCGAGCCGCUACAUCACGGAUCGCUUCUUGCCGGAUAAGGCGAUCGAUCUUGUGGAUGAAGCGGCUGCACGUCUGAAGAUCCAAGUGAGCAGCAAACCCAUACAGUUGGAUAGGCUGGACAGGCUGCUGCUGCAGCUGGAAAUGGAGCGCAUCUCAAUCUUGGGAGACAGCAAGGCCAGAGCCCUGGAUGAGCAAGAGAAGCUACGCCUCCGGGCGGUGGAGAGUCAAAUUGAGAGAUUGCAGGCGCAACAGGCGACGCUUACCGACGCCUGGAACAAAGAAAAGAGUCAAGUGGAUGCUAUAAGAGCAAUUAAGGAACGCAUUGACGUCGUCAAGGUAGAGGUUGAAAGGGCAGAGAGAGAGUUUGACCUCAACAGAGCAGCAGAACUUCGAUUCGAGACUCUGCCUGAUCUUGAGCGGCAAUUGCAAGAGGCGGAGGCGCAGUAUAAGGCGGCGCAUGCAGAGGGCCGGCGUCUGCUGCGGGACGAAGUGACGGCAGAUGAUAUAGCUGGGGUAGUGGCGGUUUGGACAGGAAUCCCACUGACUAGGCUGAAGGAGUCUGAGCGGGAGAAGCUUUUGAACCUUAAAGAUCGACUGCAUGAGCGUAUUAUAGCCCAAGAUAAAGCAGUUUCUGCGGUGGCGGAGGCCAUCCAAAGAUCCCGCGCAGGCCUCAACGACCCGAACCGCCCGAUUGCUUCUUUGUUCUUCCUGGGCCCCACUGGCGUUGGCAAGACGGAGCUCUGCAGGGCCCUCGCGGAGGCCCUCUUUGCCUCGGAGGAUGCGAUUGUGCGGAUAAAUAUGAGCGAGUACAUGGAAAGACACAGUGUAUCUCGACUUAUUGGGGCUCCACCUGGCUACGUGGGGUUCGAGCAGGGAGGACAGUUAACUGAUGCUGUCCGCAAGAAGCCAUAUUCUGUCAUUCUUUUUGAUGAGAUGGAGAAGGCCCACCCAGAGAUAUUCAACGUGUUGCUGCAGCUGCUGGACGAAGGCCGACUGGCGGACAGCAAGGGCAACGUGGUUAAUUUCAGAAACUGUGUCGUGAUCUUUACUUCAAACAUAGGCGCAGAUGCUCUCCUUGAAAGCGCUGGGGACCCCUCUAAGAAACAAGCUGUUGAAAAGAAAGUCAUGCAGACAGUGCGUGACACUUUACGGCCAGAGUUUUACAACCGCAUCGAUGAGUUCGUUGUGUUUGACGCCCUCACCAAACAACAAAUCAAGGAGGUUGUACGGUUGGAGAUGGAGCGUGUGGCGGAUCGCUUGUUGGAAAAGAAGAUCAAGCUUAAAGUGGACGAGUCGGCCCUGGUUCAUCUGGCAGACACAGGCUACGACCCCGCGUACGGGGCUCGCCCGUUGAAGCGCCUGAUUCAAAGGCUGGUGGAAACGCGCAUAGCGCAGCUGCUGCUGCAGGGCAGCCUGCAGGAGCUGGACACUGUGACAGUCAAGAGUGAGAACAACACUCUUCUGUUUUCCGUCUCCAGCGCUGCCACGGGGGAGACCACGGACUACCCAGCUUCCCCUGCACCCACGCCGGCUUCUCCCAGCAGCGCAGCAACGGAGCAGCAGGCAACCCUGGCAGCGCCUCCCGCAGCAGCAGCACAAGUGCCGGCAAUAGCACCAGAGAAUGCUGCUGCCACUGACACGCGGGCACAAGUGGUCACGCAGGAACCGCUGGUCCCAACUUCAUGA